GAGUCGCUUUGCUGGUCUAAGCUACAGCAGGUCAACAUAUUCAGUGUAAGAGGCGGGACUAUUGGCAGGGAAGAUGAGCUGUGGACUCAGUGCUGCUCUGUGGUCGUGAUUACAUCGCUGAGGAGCUGACUGACCGCCACACAGACAUGGUGACACGUGGAUUUUUGUGGGUGAGAGGACCCACCGCCCACCUGGUGGAUUAACGGAUCGUCGCAUGGGUGUGUAUCGGCGUCCCGGACUGCUCCACUCUCCUUCUCACUCCGGGACCCGGCGAUGCGCUCUUUAAAGGAAACGGGUUUCGCAGAGACAUCCGGAAAACGCAUCCAUGCGCCACGACCAGUCCGCAUCCCGAUAUGUCUCUGACAACACAAAGCCUGGUUUCAAGGAGCUUCCAUAAGAAACCAGAUAUGCUAUCCGGAAUGGGUGCGCCAACUCGGUUAUUUUGCGGAUGACGCUUUGGAGUGCAGUUGUGCAAUGAGACAAUUUGGAAUUAUCAAAUAGACUUUAUUAAUAGGCUACAAUACAUAAUUCGACAACAUGGCUGAUCAGAGCAACAUCCAGUCGUCCGCCUCCAAGAGUAUCCGGCCUUUUAAAUCCAGCGAAGAAUACCUGUAUGCCAUGAAGGAGGAUCUGGCUGAAUGGCUGAACACGCUGUACGAUUUGGAGAUCACUGCGGACACCUUUAUGGAGGGGCUGGGGACGGGCUGUGCCCUCUGUCGGCACGCCAACAACGUGAACCGCGCCGCGCAGGACUUCCAGCUGGAGUACCCGGAGGUUGCAAACUCCAUGAAGGUGCCAUCUAAAGAUGUGGUCUUUCAGUCACGCAGUGUUGUCCCUGGCUCGUUUGUGGCGCGGGACAAUGUGUCCAAUUUCAUCAGCUGGUGCAGGCAGGAGCUCUGGAUCAAGGACGUCCUCAUGUUUGAGACAAAUGACUUGGUGGAGAGAUGCAACGAGAAGAAUUUUGUUCUGUGUCUCCUUGAGGUGGCACGACGCGGGUCCAAGUUUGGCAUGUUGGCCCCCAUGUUGAUCCAGCUGGAGGAAGAGAUCGAGGAGGAGAUCCGGGACCAGGAGAGCCUGCGGAUUGAUGCAGGGGAGCCAGUUGAGCAGAGCCCGCCCAGCAGGUGCUUCAGUCGGAAGGAGAGCAGUCAGACUGUGGAGGAUGAAGAUGAACCUGAUCCAGAGCCGUUCGUCUGGCCGCAAAAGAGGGUUUUAUGUGACAUGCGCAAUUUGGAUGAGUUGGUGCGUGAGAUUCUGGGCCGAUGUUCCUGUCCAGCCCAGUUUCCCAUGAUCAAGGUGUCGGAGGGGAAGUACAAAGUGGGAGACUCCAGUGCAUUGAUCUUCAUAAGGGUCCUUCGUACUCAUGUGAUGGUGCGUGUUGGAGGGGGCUGGGACACAUUAGAGCACUAUUUGGACAAGCAUGACCCAUGUCGCUGUGCUGCUUUCGCCCACCGCUACCACCAGGCUAAAGCCAGUGGCCAAGGUCAGGGAGCUCAGAGUAAGUCCUCGAGCGCCCACUCCUCCCGCUCCACCAGCCCAGGUCCACACUGGCGGAAUGAUGGCAUCGCACCAUACAAACCUCCAGACAGGCGCUCCUUGGAGCCCCCCUCUGCUCCAUGUGCCUCUUCUUCAUCCACACGGCCCGGCCGCUCACAGAACCCGUCUGUUGCCACCGAGCUCGACUCCGGCCCAGCACGCGCUCUACUCCCACGGCCGCCACGAGACCGCUCAGAACCUCGCCACUUUAAUCCUCUCAGGAAUAAGGAGACAAAGUUUCCAGUGACAAGACGUCUGUCUGGAGACAGUGACUCCUCUACAGCCUCCUCUAAGGGAGGAGGAGGAGGAGGAGGAGGAGGAGGAGGAGGAGGAGGAGGAGGAGGAGGAGGAGGAGGAGGAGCGGGACGGUACUCUCAGGGUGGUGCCUCUCGACGCUCUGGUGAUGAAGUAGUCCUGCUUGUCAAUCGCAAGGAAGGGAAGCAUGUGAUAGAGAGACCUGUUGCUGGAAAUCAGACCCCAUCCCUGCGUCCCUCACUGCCCCGUGCUCGCAGUCAAUCUCGGGAACGAGCUGCUCUCGCUCCUAUACUUAAACCGAACCCACCACAAGGAUGCGCUGAUGGAUCGCGAACAUCCCGUACAGAGAGAGGCCGCUCUCUCGGAAACGAGGGCCCGAGGAGGCUCAAUGUUCAACGUUCCCACAGCCAGAGUAAGUUAACCUGCCGUACUCGGUCCAGUGAUGCCAGCCCAGGACCUGCUUCCUGCUAUAGAGACCCUCAGCCCCCACCUCUAGACAGACGAGAGGAUCUUAGGAGCAAACAGUUGCCCCCAUCCUCUCCCAGAAUAGGUGGUGGGUUCACCAAAAGACAAUCGUCCUCAUGCUCUAACUCGCCUAUUAAAGGGGUCCAGAACAACAACAACAGCAGCCCCAGCAAAAAAAUUACAACUACUCCCAGACCCCCUGCACCUCGCUCACCCUCCAUAGGAAAAGGCAGACUUCUGCCACCAGUCACCUCAGGAGGGCGACGUUCACCUCACUCAACUCCCCGCAACUCUCACCAUCAUACUGCCCGCUCCUCUCGGACCUCACAGGGCCCUCGUUCGGCUGGGCGAGGCCACCAUAGAACCCGGUCUGGACUGGAUUGCCAGGAGCCAGAGGAAGAAGGACUGGGUCUUGGAUUCCAGAUGUUGCCAACACUAGACCCCCAGAAAGAACUGGACCUGUAUCGCAGCUUUGAAGCUGAGUUUCUGGCCAAUACACAACAGACCAGAGGAGUGUCUUGUAGAGCCCCAGAAAGAGUGAGCCUGCAAGGAGCUGGGACACAUUUAGUACCAGCACACACUGAUCCAAAUGUCACUGACUCUGCCUAUUCCUCCUCUAACUCUUCCACCUCCUCCCUGAAUGUGGGCUCAAAGAUAGGAACUCUGCCUGACCUCAGGGAAUCCAAAAGAACUAAUUCCCGUCACUUCCCACUGGAGGACCCCUUAAAUUUACUUCAUGGGCACAACUUUGGAGUACCACACUACUUUAGUCAAGGAGCGCCUGAGCACUGGGGGGAGCAUGGAAAGGGUCUCAAGAAGCUCCCAGCCAUCUCUAGCUCCAUUGAGGAGAGAGAACCUCCAUCUUCCCUGCCUGGUCUCGUAGACACAGACGGAUUGAUGAAUCAGGUCCCCUCACAACCUGCUUUCCACUGUAGGAAUAUGAAUGGAGACCAAGCAGGUUGUCCUCCCACAGGGGGGCUGACAGGUCAGCAAGGACAGCUUGGCUGGGGCACAGGACCUGAAGGAGAUGUUCCUCUGGAGAAUCACCAGCCAAACAUCCCUUUUGACCUAGAAAAUGGUGACAGCAGUGAUGAGCUCCCGCCCCCAGAGGCUUGUCCGUCACCUGUACCCCUUCCCCCCUCUGAGGACUGCUCCUUCCAGGAUUCUUCUAGUGAAACCUCUUCCAUGUGCUUCAGCCUGAGCGAAUCACGCUCUGAAUCCCCCCCACCACCUUUAUCCCUGGCCAACGGGGACAACGAAGGAGAAGGGGUGCAGACUAAGAAAGGGCAAAAGAAGGCAGACAGCGUAGCCCCUAUCUCUAAGCACAAACUGAGAGGCAGGGUAAGGCCUCGCACUGACAACAGGCCAGAAAACAGCCCAUCACGUAUCCCCACACCGGUCAGCUACAGAGAUCUGCAGACUUACGACACGUUUUCCCCAAACCACACCCCACCGCUGUCCCCUCAGAACUCGCGCUCUACUGGUCGUGCAGCCACAUGCAAGAGCCUGCACCAGGCUUUCACAGAUAUGAUCCAUCCUCAACCAUGUUCCCCAGCUAUGGGCAACAAAGACUGCUCCUACCCUGGACAGUCAGGGAGCCUGGACACUGAAGCUUGGAUGUAGCGCAGAUGACACAGGGGGUUGCUGUCAUGAACAAACUUGGACUACUGUGUAAAAAAAGACUUGAGAUUGGGCUACAGACUGUUUUCAUUGCAUGUCUAACACUCCUUUUUCACUUAGUUUCUCCUCUGAACACCUGCAGGGGUUCAAAUUGCUUUUAUGUUGCACUCAAGCCAAAUUAUUUAUUACCAAAGGAAUGGUCUUUAAUAUUACUUUUACUGUCUUUUAAUGUGUGCAUGGGGAUGCUUUUGCCAAUAAUACGUUGUUGUUUUUUUGCAAUGACACUUGUGAAAUUUUCAUGGUUGAUACAGAGAGAUGGAGAGAGAGCAUAUGUGCUGCCAUGUGCUCCACUGAGGGGCAUGGUGAAGUGCCAGGGAUUUGAAGCUGCAACUCUAAAAGCAGUGUCAACACUAAAUCUUUAGUCAGAUGGAUUGGCUCCCUCUUGUGGUUUGCCACAGCGUCUCUGCUUGCCUUGAUAGUCUAAAAACUGGUGACUGUGAUAUUUUUAGUCUCUCCACAGUUGUGUGUUUCAUAUAGGACUCAGUAUACUCACAUUUACAAAAUACUAAUAGGUAACAUAGACAAAGGUACCCCAUCAUUCCUUCGACAUUAUGAACACUACAUGCACUACCAAUCUCUGUACAGUGGUCUGCUGUUAUUAAUUGUUAUUAAUAUAUGAUGCCACCUUUUCACAACAAUUGAUGUAGUUGAGUUAGAUAUCUGUUUUAAAAUGCGUACAGGUGUUCAAGAUUCUGUUUAAUGCAUUAAAACAUUUUAACUUUAUUUCUAUUCUUACGUGGAUUAAAUGAAAACAAUUUGAGGAGCAGUGAAGUUUGUAUUACUUUGUGUCAUUGUCACUGAAACAGAAUUGUUGGAAGCUCCUCCUCUGACCAAACUGUACUCUGGAAUACCAUGCUAUAUAUGUAUACACAUGUCAAAGGCUUAGGAGAAUGAAUGUGUAAAUCCAUGUUUAUGUACUCACUAAUUCAUGUGGGUAUUGUGUAUAUAAAAAGGCAUUGAAUAUACAGUUUAUUGUAAAUAUCCCUGUAUCAGUUCUGUGCUGCCUUAGCUAUGCAAUAUCUGUGUUGGAAAUGCCUUGACAAUUCCCUUUGCCUUAAAAUGUAUUCACAGGUUAGUUUUUGAAUGUGUUUGCUCAACAUCACUAAGAUCUAUUUGUUAACACUACAUUGCCAUCAUUAACUGUUUAUGAUAAUAGAAAUUGGAGAGUUUGAGUUUGAAUGUGGAAAUAAGUAAAGAACAUUGCCAAUUUUAAAAAUUAUACUUGAUGUAGGUGUACAAUUCUUGAUAAAGAUAUAUAAUUUAUUGCCUCUGAAUACCAUUAGUUGUUUUGAAGCACAAGAAGCCAGAUAACCUACUUAGCAGUUGGAGUUCAAAGACACAGCACAAUAUGUGGUGACAUCUAGAGGCUAAAGAAAGAUAUGUUUUAUUAACAGUAAAAAGGGACACUGUUUUGUUUUUGGAACGCGUGUUCUUGGGCUGAUUAGACUCAAUAACCAUGCUAUUAUAAGGGGAAGUUUGAUGAAUGAAGAAUGACUUUGACUUGAGUGUCUGAAUUUGUGGAAUGUGUGCAACAGUGCAUGAAUAAUAGAUACUGUAACUGGAUAUUAGCAUUCUCAUGUGAAGCUCUUGCACAGUUGCCAAGAGUAUGAGAGGCCAAACCCCAGCUACAGUACUCCUGUGCUUUGUAAAAUAUAUUUGAAAGUGGAAAAGGUUGACUUGUUGUCCAUUAAGAGAAGUUGGUGGCCAUUUGUUUUUGAUGUGUUUACAAUGGUUGUUUCAGUAAAAAAUACAAUUUCAGUUAAAAAGAAAAGCAACGUUUGUGGAUAACAACUUUAUAUGGGGCACUGACAGUAAAUGGACUAUAAAUAAAGAAUGUGUGUGCAUGUAAUUGUGUACAUAUGGUAUAAGAAUAUGUACAGAGUUGGAGUUAAGAGGGGAAUGAUGUAGGUCUAAUUUAUUUAUUUAUGAAAUUAAAUCUCAUUUUGUGCUUAAGUGACAACUGUGUCCCAAGUAAAGUUAAAUGAGCUGUCAGUGUUUAUGGAAAAUCUAAAUGAGGUAGGGUCCAGUGAUGUACAAACAUCAGGCAUUUUAAGAUUUGUUUCUCAACAGUAUACUGUAAAGAGACAUAAUCCAUUAGAAAUUUUGCCAGUUUAAAAACUGGUAUGAAACAGACCAACUAAACACAUUUUUGCAAAAUUCAGAGAAACAGUAACAUGCACGUACACCCCUAAUUGCUACAAGUAAUUUAUAAUGUGUCAGUAUUGUUAGAGGUACAUGUGUAGCUGGUUAUCAGUUUUAACUGUAUGAACAGUUUUUUACAUGUGUUCUAAUUGUUUUACAUUUUAAUUGGUUUUGGCUUAUUUGAAGACAUUUGCAUUUUGAUCAAUUGAUGUUUAAAAUGCACCAGUUAUGUAAACUGUGACUUCAUACAAACAUAUGGUGACAUUCAUACAAAAGAGUGCUAAUCUGCUCUUUGUCCUGCACUACUUUGCAAAUUUCAUGAAUCUCUCUCUCUCUGUCUCUCUCCUUCUCUCUAUCCCUAAUCAGCAAAAUCUGAAUGUUCAUGAUUCGACAAUUUCUUGUUUGCUAAUGUUAUUUUCACUUAAACGGUUUAAUGUACAGAUUGCUUGACAUUGUGGAGUUUGUAUGUAUGAAAUAGCAAUACUGCAACAUUUCACAGUGUUUGUUGUUGAAAAUUCUGUCCAUUUGUUCUUGUAAUAAACAUUUUCCUCUGAAGUU
Molecule: messenger RNA, 6633 nt
Organism: Etheostoma cragini (Arkansas darter)
Lineage: Eukaryota; Metazoa; Chordata; Actinopteri; Perciformes; Percidae
Gene: gas2l1
Product: growth arrest-specific 2 like 1
Exons: 5
Coding region: 538-3876 (1112 amino acids)
Biological process (GO): protein localization to microtubule plus-end; microtubule bundle formation; regulation of microtubule polymerization or depolymerization
Cellular component (GO): actin filament; cytoplasm; stress fiber
Molecular function (GO): cytoskeletal adaptor activity; microtubule binding; actin filament binding
Source: RefSeq, a predicted model, not a curated record